Molecule: messenger RNA, 6282 nt
Organism: Verticillium nonalfalfae
Lineage: Eukaryota; Fungi; Ascomycota; Sordariomycetes; Glomerellales; Plectosphaerellaceae
Exons: 3
Coding region: 1-6282 (2093 amino acids)
Biological process (GO): protein import into nucleus; mRNA export from nucleus
Cellular component (GO): nuclear pore
Molecular function (GO): structural constituent of nuclear pore
Source: RefSeq, a predicted model, not a curated record
AUGGCAGCAGCUGCUGUAGACACCGGCAGGAUAGCUGGCCACCUGGGCCUUGCUGAAUCUGCUGUGAACACCAUCACCACCGAUCCAACGCCGGAGCUCGUCGCAUCCUUCCUUCAAGCCCUGGUUGCCAAGGCGGAUGAGUCUGAUGAAGUAUACAAUGCCAAGCUCAUGCUCGAGGUCGAGUUGGAGAGCGCCCACCGCAACGCCGAAGAGAGAUGCCGAAACGCCAAAGCGACCGCCGACAAAGCGCUAAAGGACGUCGAGGAGAUACGCCAGAAACUCCACGAAGAAGAGACGAAACGCCAAAAUGUCGAAAACGAGCUGCAAUCCCUCAAGUCAAGGGGAUCCGACCACGACUCCGAGAUCACGACCUUGCGCGAUCGCAUCGAAUCCCUGCAGUCUUCGAACAGGGCUAACAUGGCACUCCUAGAAUCACGCAAUGCGCGCGAUUCUGAGCUGUCCGACGAGCUCGCCAAGCAGCACCAGAAAAACGUUCAGCUCAACAAGGAAAUCACAUCCCUCCAGACUUCGCUCCAAGCCGCUCAGGCAGCCGCAAGCAGCGCCAAGUACCGCGAGGACUCUGUUCAGCAACAACUCGAUCUCGCCCGGCGCAACAGCGAGUGGUUUGAAAAUGAACUCAAGACGAAGAGCGAGGAGGCUUUGAAGUACCGCAAGGAAAAGGGAGCGCGUAUCGCUGAACUGCAGCGUCAGAACGAAGAUGCCAAGUCCGAGACCGAAGCCCUCAAACGAAGCGAACAGCAACUGCGUGAUCGUCUUGAUGCUGCGCAGGCCAAGGCCGAAGAGGCCCUCACCAAGCUGCAGCAACAACAGGAAGCUUUCGCACGCACGGAAGAGAGCUACAAGCAUGAGCUGGAGAGCAAACAACGCCUCGUCGAUAUGGCCAACCAGCUGACGAACAACCACAAGACGCGCGUUCAGCAGCUCGAGGGCGAGCGCGAAAGCCUCAACCAGAAGCACGUCAAUGAUAUCAAGCGCCUUCAGCAGCAGCUCGAGCAGGAGAAGGAGAACUGUCGUAUCCUCGAAGAACGCGUUGGUCAACUCGAGGGAGAGAUUGACGAACUACAGGUGCGCAUGGAACAAGUACCCCAGCCUGCAUCGGCUCCCUCCGCCCCUUCCACUCCACGCCCCAACGGUUCCCUCGCUGUCCGAGCCGCGUCGCCUUUCGCGACCCCGGGCUCUGUCCGCAGCAGGACUGCCAUCACGGCCACGCAGGCGAUCGAGGAGCUGUACAAGGUGAAGGGACAGCUCGCCGGCGAGAAACGACGGAACCAGCAAUUGGCAGAAGAACUCGACAACAUGAUUGCGGUUCUAGAAGCCAAGACUCCCGAAAUCGAGGAACUUCAAGCCGAAACCGAUGCUUUGAGGGCCGAGAUCACCAAGAUGUCACAGCUGUCAGAACAGAGCUACGAGGAGCGCGAUGCCGCCAAGAAGUCAGCUCGCAAGGCUGAGAGCGCCCUCUCUACCACCAAGGCGGAGGCCCAGAUCCUCCGCAACCAGCUCCGCGACCUCAGCACCCAGAUCCAGAUGCUUGUGUUCAACAUGCACGCCCGCGAGAAGGGUCUUGAGCAGCUUACCCGAGAGGAAACCCUCAGGCUCGAACAGCUCUCUCGAGGCGAGGUCACCGAGAACGCGCUGUCGGAUAUGUCCGAUACCAAUCAAUUCAUCACCCAAAAGUUUGUUGUAUUCAGGGACAUUCAGGAGCUGCAGGAGAAGAACCAGGAACUACUUCGGGUCACCCGAGACCUUGCCGACAAGAUGGAGAAUGAAGAAGCUCGCGCGGCAAAGGACCAGGCGGCCCACGACAGCAAACUUGUGGACGAACUCAAAACGCAGCUCGCCAAUCUCGUGGACGAACGCCAGUCCCUGCGCACAACGACAGAAAGUUUCAAGACCGAGCGCGACAUGUUCCGCCGCUUGUUGCAACAGAAGAACGUUUCCGGCGAGCUGGAUUCGAUUCUUGGCAGCCCCAUCAACGAUGGACAGCGUCACCCUCUUGUUAGCAUCGAGGAUGAGCAGGGUGAUAGUGUGUCACCUCAGGUGGCAUUGCGAGACCUUCAGGCUCAGUUUGACUCGUACCGCGAUGAUGCUGAGGCUGUCAGACAGUCUCUUCGGGACCAGGUUGAUAAGGUGUCCGGGGAGAAGAACGCUCUGCAGGCAGAGGUAGCCAAGAUUUCCAGCCAGCUCACCCUGGCUACUGAGAGAUACGAGAUGCUGCAUUCCAACUUUGUGGCACUCCAGACCGAUAACAAAGAACUGCAGAAGCGUUCCCAGGUGCUUUCCGAAGGCGCUGCCAAGCAGGACAUUCGCACACAGCAGGUUGCGGAGGAACUUAUCGAGGCGCGUGGUCUCGUCGAAAGCAUGCGCAACGAAACGGCGAACCUCAAGGCAGAAAAGAAGCUGUGGAAGGAUAUUCAGGACCGACUCAACCAGGACAACGAAAGCCUCGUGCAGGAAAAGGCCCGACUCAAUGGUCUCCUUGCCACGCACCAGUCUCUUCAGAACGAACGCGACAUCAGCGAAUCCGAAGCACGCCGCAAGUCUCAGUCCAGGAUCGAGAGCCUGGAGUCCGAGCUCUCUGAUACGAAGCGGAAGCUGUCCGAAGAGGUUGAAGAGGGAAAGAAGCUGCAGCUGAGGAAGGAGUUUGACGCUAGGGAAGCACAAAAGCGAAUCGAUGAGCUCUCUGGCAACCUGAGCCAAAUUCGCGAAGAGCACGUCGCCGUAAAGACGAGCCGCGAUCAUCUACAGGCCCGAGUGGACGAAUUGACAAUCGAGCUUCGUAGCGCUGAGGAGCGGUACGGUCGUCUGCAACCUCGUCCGACACCCCGACCCGGCAGUUUCGCCGCCGAGACGACGCAACCCGACCACGACAACGAGAGUGAAGUCCGUGAGCUCAUCAACGAAGUCGCCGAUCUCAAGCGCGACCUGGAGCUUGCCCGUGCUCACUUGGAGAACGCAAAGGAGCAGGCCGAGCAAUACAAGAACCUCAGCGAAGAGAACGAGAAGGCGUUGUCCGAGUUCACUGAUUCGCAGGAGCAGUUCCAGCACGAGAUCGAGACGACUCUACAGGCCAAGGACGCGAAGAUCAAGGAACUUGAGCAGCGUGUUGAAGAUGUGUCUACUGAGCUGGCCAACUCCAACAAGGAGCUCUCGGCUCUCAGAGACGCACAAGGCGAGGUGGCUCGCAAGUUCGAGGACGAGAAGAAGAUUCUCGAGGAAGAACUCGAGAGGCUCAAGGCGACCGCUGAGCGCCAUUCGGAAGCUGCCAAGCAUCAUCGAGACGACAUGCGUCUCCAGCAAGAAAUUACGACCGGAAUUCAGAGAGACUAUGAGCAUGAGCUGAUGAAGCACGCCGAGGCCGCGCAGCAAGCGCAGCAGCUGCGCGCCGAGUACAACCAGCUCAAGAGUCAAACAGCAACUCUGAGGGCCGAAGCCGAAUCGGCCAAGGUCACCCUUGCGCAGUCUCAAGGCUCAUGGGAAGACAGGCGACAGCACCUGGAGCAGGAGAUUGCCGAACUCAAGGCUCGUCGUGAUGACGCCAACGCGCAGAACAAGCUCCUACAUCAACAGCUUGAGAGUGUUACUGCACAGUUUUCCGCGCUCAAGCAGAACCGGACAUCGACCAUCGACAAUGCGGACUCUUCCGAGGGAGGAGGGUCUUCCGACAACGCCAUCGACGGCCUGCGUGAACUCAACUCGUACCUGCAGCGCGAGAAGGACAUUCUCGAAGUCCAGUACGACCUCAAGGUGCAAGAAUCGAAGAGGCUGCAGCAGCAGCUCACCUACUCACAGUCACAAUUGGAAGAGACACGUCUCAAGCUUGACCAGGAACGCCGAACCGCAGCCGAGAGCGGCCAGAGUUCCCUCGCUCACAAAGACCUUAUGGAGAAGAUCAACGAGCUCAACCUUUACCGCGAAAGCAGCGCCACUCUACGCAAUGAGCUCACGCAGUCCAGAGCCCAGAUUGCCGAGAAGAACGCCAAGAUUGAGGAGCUUGAAGGCAAGGUCCAACCGUUGGAGGCCAAGAUUGAGGAGAUUGAAACGCAGAAGGGCUUCCUCGAGGAAGAGAUCAAGCAGAUCCAGGAGGACCGCGACCGUUGGCAAAAGCGCACCGAGGGUAUGUUCACCAAAUACGGCCGUGUCGACCCCGCCGAGAUGGAUCAGCUCAAGCAGACGGUCACCGACCUUGAGGCCGAACGCGAUGCUCUCAAGGAGGCCGAAGCUCCCCUGCGGUCACAGCUGGAUGAGAUCCAAAAGGCUCUGGAUGGAGAGCGGAGCAACUGGCAGAACACACGCCAGAAACUCACGGAGCAGUUCAAGGAGCGAUCAAAGAAGCUCUCGGGUGACAAGAAUGAGGCGAUCGCAGAGAGGAACAGCAUCCAGGCUCAACUGGAUGCUGUCAAGUCCGAACUUGAGCAGGUCAAGAAUGAGCUGGGCGCUUCGAGCACACAGGAUGAGCAGGUGCGACAGCUCCAGGAACAGCUGAACGCAGCGAACAACGAAGUGCAACGGAUCCAGCAAGAGCUCGAGGCUUCAUCGUCACAGAAGUCUCAGUAUGAACAGCAGAUUUCGUCGUUCCAGCAACAAGUUCAGCGUCUACAGCUGGAGGCCCAGGCGAGCCAAUCGACACCCACUCAGCCGUCAGCAGCGAACACCGACCCGUCGGGCUCCGCCUCCGCAGAUGUGGUUGCGCAGUUGGAGCAGAACCUGGCGAAUCUGCGCAAUGAGCUCGAAAACAUGACAGCGCAGAAGCAAUCUGCCACACAAGAGCUCGAGAGCCUGCGUUCCGAGCUGCAGAGUGCCGUCUCGGCCAGAGACGAGGCGCAGAGGAAGGCCAGCGAGCUGGCUCAGCGACAAAGCGAAACCGCCGAUGCAUCGCAAGCGUCUGUUGAGCCUGGCGGUGUUGCCGCCCAGACUGUGCACAACACCCUGUCAGACGAGGAGCGCAAGGCACUAGAGGACAAGAUCGUUGCGGCUGAGGCCAAGGCUUCCGAAUAUGAGACCAAGGCAUCCGAAUGCGAAGCCAAGAUGAAGGCCAUCGAGGAAAGUCAGAAUCAAACGCUUAAGGAGCGAUCCGACAAGAUGAAAAACGCUCUGAAUGAUAGGCUGCGCCAAGACAGGCAGAAAUUGGAGCAGGAAUUCCAGACCAGAGUCGACCAGGAGAAGAUUAUCUGGCAGGCAGAACACCCUGCCGCCGCGCCCUCCCAGGAACAGCCUAUCGCCUCGACACCGGUCAAGAAACAAGAGCCCGAGCCGACAUCAAACACACCGACCGCAAACGCUCCACUUUCUGAUGGCGAGGUGCGGAAACUUCUCGCAACCAACCACACUGCUAAGAGCAUCUUUACCGCGAACCUUAAGAAGAAGCUUGAGGAGCACUCGGCCAAAGCAGAGACUACGCUCAAGGCGGAAUACGAGUCGAAGAUUUCAACAGCGAGGGAGGAAGGCCAGGCACUCGCGCAGAAGAAGUCAGCCCUGCAGAUCAACAUGAGAGACAACCAGGUCAGGGCAGCGAACGCUAAACUGGAGGUUGUUUCCACGGCCGCGGCCAACACACCCGCCAGGCCAGUUGGCGAGGUCUGGGAAGAGGCAAAGGUGGCUAAGCCCGCGCCUGCGCCGGCCGCUCAGCCAACUCCUGCGCGUGCUCCGGCUAAUGCCCAGAUCAACAACACGCCUCGCGUUGCUUCUGGAUCGCCUGCGCCUGCGCCGGCGACUGCUCCAACAAAUAAUUCUGCCACUCCGAGCAAGCCACCACCGGCACAUGUGACAGCGACUGGACAGAAGCCGGUGACGGCAGCUGCCAGCAGCAUUCCUCAGCCACCAGGCCAGAAGGCCGCAGUCGCCACCACUGGCGAAGCGCCGACAACCACACCAGCCGCGGCAAAUCCUUUUGCUGCCAGCGGCAACGCCUCCAGUCUCCCCGCGAACCCGUUCGCCAAUGCUGCUACUGCGAACGCAACAGCGACAACAACAGGACAGGCUCAGCCAAAUCAACCUACGGUCAGAAGUGGAAUCCCAGUCCCCGGUCGCGGCGGUGCUGCCGGACGAGGAGGCCGUGGCACGUAUCAAACGCCCGGCCAACGUGUGUCGACUGGUGGUCCGAACGAGCGAGGAGGGUUUUCCGGCCGAGGUCGCGGCCGCGGCGGACACCAGCAGGGAGGCGCCUUGAACCCGGGCGCCAACGACUUCCAGCCAGGGACCAAACGUCCCAGGGGCGACGGGGAGGCUGGUGGAGGUGCGAAGAGGGCACGCGGCAGCCAUUGA